AGGUGAUUCCCUUCAUUGCAAAAAAUAACACAUCAUGAGUGGAAGCGGAUAUCGUUUCAACUUUAGAACGGCUGUCUUUAUUUUGCUUCUCCUUUUCAUGGUAAGUAUAAAUUAGUAAAUUCUUAAACAAAAUUAGUAAAUGCAUACAUGUUUGGAGCUCAGCCGCUGAUUCCAAUUCCCUAUAUAAGUGAAAUGUAUAUACAUGCGCAAUUUCUACCUUAGCUCUUGUUUCCUAUAAGUACAAAGUUUCUCAGUUAAGCACAAAGCCCAUGAAGGCAUCUAAAUAUAAAAAAAAACACGCAUUAAACUGCAUUUAUGACAUGCAUUAUGUGUAUAAGCUCAUGCAUGUGCAUGUAUAAUAUUGUAUGUUCAUCUUAUUGAAUGUUCACGCAUGCUUUAUUCCAAACUAAUAAUGGACUUGGGUGAAAUAAAGUUACCUUCUUGAAAUGAAGAUCAGCAUGCAGAAUAUACAUUUUUAUCCAAUGGAUGUUAUAUGUCUGGAUUAUGUAUCUAUACAUAACAAACAAUCAGCUAAAAUUGAUAUUCUUGUCUAGUAAACCCAUACAUUUUUGGAUAAACUUGUAUAUCUUAUCUACAAAGUCUAAGUCUAAGGUGCUGUAUUAAGCAUGAUCAGAACCAUUUAGAGACAAAGACAAAAUUUGUUUGAUGUUAUCGACCUAUCGUAAAGAAAUAGAAUGUAUAUUUUAACCUUGUAGUUAUACUUUUUGCUUUUUGGCUCUAUUGUAAAACCUUUUAAAAAACGAAUAUUUUCAUCUUGCACAGCGUUUGGACAUUUGUAAUUGUGUGGAUCGCCCCUAUGAACUCAUCAAAGAAAAAGUUAAAGAAAUAUGUGAUAGCAAGUCAAAUAUAACAAAAGAUUGUGAGUAUUGCAUUGCGUUGCAUACCAGAAUGAAACAAUUGUUGGUCGUCUAGGCAAAUAUUUACAUCGCACUAGACCAAUUCAGGCCAUGCACAUGCUCCUUGCAUGUAUGUGAAUUAAAGAUGUGUUUUACUCCCAAAAAGGUCUUUUAUUUAAAAAAAUCCACAAAAAUUCUUAAAAAUGCAGUGCUUGUAUUUCCGCUUGAUUAAUGUACGUUAAAACCUCUAUAAUUCGUAUUACAUGAAAUAGUUACGUGCAACACAGCAUGUAGUGUAGAUUAAUCAAGCGAGAAUAUGAGCAUUGCCAUUGCAUUUUCGAGCAAUUUUAUGGAUUUUCUUUAAAACAAGACGCCUGCUCAGGUGUUCACACUGCCCUGAAAAUGACGACAUACGUGCUAUGGUGUAAUAGACAAGGAGUACAAAUCGUGAACCGGCCGCAAAGCGUGAAAGGCUGAAAGCGUGGCGUGAUCCUGACAUGAGUGGGUGGGUGGGAUACGCAAAAUUAUCCUAUGUUAUCCUGAGGAGAUGUUUUCGUAAUGUCCAAUGAAACACAAGUAUUAAUAACUCACAAAUACAAACGUUAUCCAUAAAUGCACAUGGUCUCUGAGCAUGCGAUGUGCUAACAUAGACAACAUUGUUUACAUUCCGUAGGUCUGUAACCUGAUAAAAUUCGCAAAACUCAGCGAUCCAGAUAACGCAUUUCCAGAGAUGUUGCACGAAAAAAACACCAAGUCAACUUCUAAGAAAGUGCAGAGUAGGAUAAAUACAAAUUCUACAGAAAAACGCGGUAAAAUUCGUUGACAAAUGAAGAAAUUGUUUGAGACUGAAAUAGUAAACUGGAACGACUGCAAAUCGUUAAAUAUAAUCGUUAAAUAAAUCCUGUCCGGCAAUGUAUGCAGAUGAUACAAAUCUUACAGUAUGUUCAGAUAGCAUUAAUAAUUUGGAGGAAGCACUAAAUUCUGAAAUGAAAAAUAUUCACCAGUGGCUUCUUUCAAACAAGCUAACUUUAAACAUUGAAAAAACAGAAUACAUGAUCAUUGGAACCCGUCAAAGAUUAGCUAAAAUUCAAAAAAAUACUAGCGUAUCAUGCGGGGGGAAACUAUUAAAACAGGUUUAUUCCAAAAAGACUUUAGGUGUACUGAUUGAUGACAAUCUAUGUUGGAAUGAGCAAAUCGACAACAUCAGUAAAAAGGUAUCGAAGGGCAUUGGUAUGCUGCGCCGUGCAAAGCCAUUUGUCUCUCUUGAAACUCUUAAAUAUAUUUAUCAGGCUUUAGUGCAACCGAGUUUUGAUUACUGCUCCAUGGUUUGGGGAAACUAUGGCGAAGGUUCAAAAGAAAAGCUACAGAGACUACAAAACCGUGCAGCUAGAGUAAUCACAGGUGAUACCUAUGAAAUUCGCUCCACGGAUAUUUUAAAGAAAUUAAAUUGGAGAACACUCGAAGAGAGAAGAAAGGAGCAAAAAUUAGCAUAUGUGGCCAAAACCCUUUCAAACCAAUGUCCUGAAAACGUUUCAACUAUGUUUAAAAUCUCAAAUUCUGAUAAAUAUAAUUUAAGAAGUAAUAACAAGAUGCUGAUGUUGUCGAAGCCUAAAACAAAUUCAAUGAAAAGGACAUUCGGAUAUGCUGCUGCUAAAGACUGGAACUAUAAUAGUAAAAAUUUUAUAUCUACUUAAUUCAUUUGUAAUAUAUAUAUUUAACGUAUCACUUCGACCCAAACAUUUCUUAGUAUCUUUUAAUAUUUUUAUAAUAGUUUAUAUAAUAGUAUUUCGAGUUCUGUAUUUAAUAACACGGCCUAAUGAAAAACAACCUUUAUAAUUUUUGUAAAUACUGAUAGGUAAUAUGGUUGAUUAGUUACCGUGUAUAAAGAUGUUAUAAUAAUAAUAAUAAUAAAAAAAAAUACUGGAAACUGAACCUGCGGUGCGCUAACGCAAACUCGAUUUCUCGACGACGAAGAAAACAGAAAACAGAAAAUUAGGAAUUUAAGACACUUGACCUUUCAGGUCAGUGUAAUAAAAGACCUUUUCUGGGGGAAAGUUGUAAGAGCGCCUUAAAGGUGUGAUUCCCAACACAUUGCCGUGCUGAUUAACACACCUAGGAAAGUGACAAGCACACCCAGGUGUGUUACUCAGUUUAUUAUUAGCAUAACAAAAUUACUGGAUGCUGAUUGGUUGAUUAAUUGUACUGCAGUACAAUUAAUGAUUUUCCCAAAACAAACAAAAUGGCGGAAAGGCAUUUUAAACACAAGCGUGAAAUGAAAUUGCCGUGGAGGAACUAGAUGAAAAUACGAACAAAAGCACCAAAUUUUGCUUGAACAAAAGAACUAAAUGAAAAUACAAACAAAAGCACCAAAUUUUGGUUUAAAGUCUGUCAGGACUGGGCUUUGGCGAUUGAAUACGAUGUUGACAUUGAGAAGUACGUAUCCAAUUUUGUCAUGCUAAUAAUAAACAAGUAAUCAUGCGAUGUUGCUCGUACAAUUAGGCAUUAAUAGUACUCGCGAUGUUUGGAAAUUUGCCAAAUUGGACUCGCCCCGGCGGCUCGUCCAAUUUUGGCAAAAUUUCCAAACAUCCCUCGUACUAUUAAUCCCUAAUUGUACUCGCCAUCGCAUGAUUACCUAUACUAAUUAACAUUUGAUGAUCACCAUGCUCUACACAACUGGCAUGUCAAUGCAACACAACGUACAUACACAUGCUCAUACUAACAUACACUUUACCAAAGCUCGAAUUUACAGAGCAGUUCUAAAAAUGAACUAGUAUGGCUUUGGCAUGCGCGAAAGGUAACACAGGUCGGCGUGCCAUUUAGCACAUCUACUUUAAACAUUCAAGACGUUCUUGUAAUUAAAUUCUGAUUAUUUAAUUGGCUGAUUAUGAUCAUGUGAUAUGGAAUGCAUUACCACAUCACACCGUACCACGCCAUUCUUAUACCACGCCAUACGUAUACCACGCCAUACCAUACCAUACCAUACCAUAUACUAUAUACUAUACCAUAUACCAUACUAUACCAUAUACCAUGCCAUACCAUACCAUAUACCAUACCAUACUAUACCAUACCAUACCAUACUAUCACCAUACCAUACCGUAUCACACAAGUAACACGACACAAAACUAUAUAGUGGCAUACCAUACCACACUGCAGCAGACAUGGCCCGUAUUAACCAUCAGCUGUGGUAUGACCCAACAACACAUAACGCACACCAAUUACCGCUCAAUACGCGAGAUACGUUACAGUUUACAGUUCUUGUUCUCAACUUCUCUAUAUGAAACUUCAUCAAUAUCUCAAUUGAUCAUUCAUCUCACAUUUUAUGUUUUGUAUCAUUUCUUUAGGUGGUGGCAAACCAUCAUGUCCACAUCAUUUUUCAAAAAAAACAGCUUGCUGGGAAACAACAUGUGCAGGCGAAAAAGCUACUACACCCUGUCCCAUGAUAUUCUUUCAUACCAACGGUGAAUUCCUGUUAUUUACUAUAAGAAACCGGCCACACAUAAUACUACAGUAGUACAGUGCGGUGCCCAAACUAAUACAAUAAUAACUAAAGGCUGUUUUCCACUUCAGCCGUAUCGUGCCGAAAUGUACUGGUGAGCAUGCAGAGGUUGAAUUUAAUUAAUUCACGUAUACUUGCGGGUGUAUUCGCAGUUCGUCGCAAGUCAACCUUUUGGCGUACUAUGAAAGUAUAUUAACCAUUAAUAACCAAUCUUCAUUCACUAAAUUUUGAAUUCUUACACUGGCUUAAACACGUUGUAAUUUUGAAUUUUUACAUUAAUACACAUUUCGGUACGGUACGACAAAGUGGAAAACAGGCUUAACAGACUAACAAACUCACGCAUCGAAUAUGAAGAGAUGCUAAACUUCGUUUGGGCAUCGCAUAGUCACAUUUCAUGGAUGAUUCUUAUACAUAUACUGAGUUGCGCUUAGCAUUUAUCAUUUUAUCAUAUAGUAAUAAUAAUAUAGUGUGAUUCUACAUAACAACUGUUUUAGGGGUGAACUAACGCAAGUUGAUUGGCCGUUGACGUGUUAAGAUUUUAAUUCUCACAAAGUCAACACGAAAAUCGUUUGCCCUUAAAGGGAACAAUAACACAACUGUUUUAACAUUAAGGGAUGCUUCGUUUAGAAAAUUAAAAUUGCUUUCAUGCAAAUGAUAGAAGUGAGCAACGAGAAACAUUCAGAGAAUAAAUAUAACAAAUUAGUAUAGGAAAUUACACAGUAUAGGAAAUGUUACUGAAAAAUUGCACGCGUGUUUGGCGAAAUAUUUAUAAUACCGCGAGUGAUCGAGCGGUACUAUAAAUAUUUCACGAAACACAAGUGUGGUCGUGUGGAACAAGUGUAAUUUCCACGAGCAAUCAAUGAUAAAAAACAUUGUAUUAAUGUGGUCAAGCGAGCACAGCCAUACGCACCUUUGACCUUUGUCCAUAUUGAGAAUAAUUUCUGACAUUAAUUUUCAAUUCGUGCAUACUUGUGAAAAACUGUGAAUUAUCUUUAUUUUUUAUUUUUCUUUAAUAGUUUAAACAUACGUACUUAAAGAGCUCAUUGCAAAGCUGUUUAGUUAUAGAUUUUGAAAUUUUUUGUUUAAUUAAUCUAUACGCGGGCUCGAAUUCGUGCCGAUUAAUCUUUAUUAUUAUAUGGCAAGCAUCACUUCCGGUGAAAUGGCGGACUAUGAUUGGCUGAGAAGCACUUUCAGCGGUCCAUUAUUUUCCCGUAAUGGACCCGCCGGUCCAUUACGUUAAAACAAACGCAUGCAUUUUAAAACAAAACGGCAAAACCAAUUGAAAAUUGUAAUUUAAUUUGUUAUUAAUAAGAUAUCUGCGAAUGGUUUUUAGUGGAAAAGAAGGAAUACAUUGGUAUUUUUUGUUUUCUUCGACCAAAUGUGUACCACGCUACUAAUAUGCAUUUCAAAUCAUGCAUUUCUUGUUUGUUUCAAGUAUAAAUGCCCAUAAAUGCCAUACCAAUGCUCCUAUUUUCAGCUUCUUUGAAGGCUUUUUGUGAUCAUAAUGGAUCAUGGAACAUCCCUCCAAUGAGCUGGAAAGGAAAAUGUACACCACUCACAGAGAAAGAACAACAGGAAAUUGUUGACAGAUUGUUUGACAGACAGAAAGAGGUAGUUAACUCUUAUAUCUGUACCGAAAAUCGUCUUUGUAUAUCAUAAAAUCUUUCUAUCACAUAACUCUUGCUAUGUCAUUAUUUGUUAUUUGCUUUUGUAAAUGAACUCCGUGCUCUUAUUUUUUAUGUAGGAUUCGACUACAGAGCGUUACCAAUUAAAGGUUUAUGUGACAUUUAGUUGGAUAUCUUUAUCUUUCAUGAUUCCUACGCUCUUUGUCCUGUUCUACUUCAUGUAAGUCCAUGCAUUUUUUUGUUUCAUUCAUCGCAUAUUUAAUGUAUUCAUUAUCAUCACCAUAAUUCAUAGUGGAAAGUUUAGGCAUAGACUUGGAUCAAGUCCGUCUCUACAUAGACUUGCUCCAAGUCUCUCUUUGUGGACAUAUAUAUAUUGUACAUUUAUAUUGUACGUUACAUGACGUACCGCUGAGGGGGAGAGGAGGAAAGAGAGACUUGUAACAUCUGGCAGCAGACAUACUUCCGGCUGGUCAAUUUCGACCAGCCGGAAGUCGAUGGCCGCAUUGACUUAUCAUGUGUUUAGGGGGGGGAAGGCGACAUCUGGACUUUCAGAGUUAUUUGUUUAACAUAAGUAAUUUUGUAUUCACGAGAUUUCUUGUAGAUUUCACAUCACUUUUGACUGCGUGCAUUUGGAAUUUUGGGCAUUAUUUUUGCAAUUUAUUGUAAACAACGAUUAUAAGAAGAACGGAUAAAUUACAAAUCAGCCGUAAUCGUCAUAAACCUCGAUGACCACCAGUGUUUUUGUGUUUGACAAUUUGUAUUUCAUUAGAUAUUUAUAUGCAAGGUCAGUAUUAACCGCCAUAUCUAAUAUGUACGGCCGCGUUUUUUACACGGCCACUACUGAAACGUUUAGCUUGAUUGUUGAAUAAAUCGAUGACUUUUGCUUAGUUGCUUUCUGUUUUGAGCUUAACCACCGUUUAAGCUAAACGGGCUUGAUACAACUGGCCCCACAUAAACAUUUUUGUAUUAUCGAGAUCGAAACUAUAGUAAAUUGGAAACCGUGUCAAUAAUAAAAAACGUACAAUGAACUUAUGAACAUGCGAAAAUUGUCACGCCCAAAAUUUACACAAAUUUUUAACAAAAUAAAAAUGUGUAUAAAUUUUGGGCGUGACAAUUUUCGCAUGUUCAUAAGUUCAUUGUACGUUUUUUAUUAUUGACACGGUUUCCAAUUUACUAUAGUUUCGAUCUCGAUAAUACAAAAAUGUUUAUGUGGGGCCAGUUGUAUCAAGCCCGUUUAGCUUAAACGGUGGUUAAGCUCAAAACAGAAAGCAACUAAGCAAAAGUCAUCGAUUUAUUCAACAAUCAAGCUAAACGUUUCAGUAGUGGCCGUGUAAAAAACGCGGCCGUACAUAUUAGAUAUGGCGGUUAAUACUGACCUUGCAUAUAAAUAUCUAAUGAAAUACAAAUUGUCAAACACAAAAACACUGGUGGUCAUCGAGGUUUAUGACGAUUACGGCUGAUUUGUAAUUUAUCCGUUCUUCUUAUAAUCGUUGUUUACAAUAAAUUGCAAAAAUAAUGCCCAAAAUUCCAAAUGCACGCAGUCAAAAGUGAUGUGAAAUCUACAAGAAAUCUCGUGAAUACAAAAUUACUUAUGUUAAACAAAUAACUCUGAAAGUCCAGAUGUCGCCUUCCCCCCCUAAACACAUGAUAAGUCAAUGCGGCCAUCUACUUCCGGCUGGUCGAAAUUGACCAGCCGGAAGUAUGUUUGCUGCCAGAUGUUACAAGUCUCUCUUUCCUCCUCUCCCCCUCAGCGGUACGUCAUGUAACGUACAAUAUAGAUGUGCAAUAUAUAGAUGUCCACAAAGAGAGACUUGGAGCAAGUCUAGUCUCUACACAGUCCGAGUCGCGAAGCGCGGACUUUCCUAGACGGCCAGCCAGCCGAUCAAAAUAUGACUGUCGAUGGCAUUUUUUGUUACAAGCAAACAACAAGCGUCUUCUUAUAGCUUAGACACUGGUGAGUCACGUUUGAUAUGUUGCCACUUCUGAUUUUAACGAACGAAGAGAAAAUUUUAAGGAUUUGAACAGUUUGCCUAUUAAAUUAUUAUACUCCCGAAAAACUGUGAAAUUUGAAUUUCACUUAAAUUAGCAUCGUUUAUAUCGUUAGAAAGAGCAUAAAAAGACAUUUAAACGAGUAAUACGAUUUAUUUAGUCAAAUUUGAGUUAUGGACACUUAAAAAGAGGUAAAAUGCGGUGAAUGACGUCACAAAACCUGUUUUUUAGCAACUUUAAGCGCCUAUAUCUACUUUUUUCCGAACUUUCUGAUUAUAUAGGUGAUUUUUGCUGAAAGCUGUUUUCAAAUUUCACCGUUUAGUGAGUAUAGCAAUUUUAAUAGGCAAAAUUUUCAGAUUCUCAAAAUUUUUCACUUUAAAGUCAAUAUCAGAUGUAGCAACCUAUCAAACGUUGUUCUCCAGUGUCUAAGCUAUACUAAAACGCCAGUUGCCAGCUUGUAACAAAAAAUGCCAUCAAUGGCAUUUUAGAGACACUUUUAUUGAAGUUGGCUGGUCGUCUAUCUCGCGUUAUUGCACCUCGCGCGCCCGAUCCCUCGGAUUCUUGAGAGACGGACUUGAUCCAAGUCUAGUUUAGGCAUAAAGAACGGGGUAACACAAGGGCAACGACCCACAAACUCACUUAAAUAUAUGCAAAUUGUGUUGUACUUUGACAUGUAAAUAAUGCCAUAAAAGAAUAAAAUAUCUGAAUCAAACUACUAUAUGAAUUUACUCUGGUUUUAAAAUGUUAAGAUAUAGGGUUUUAGCCGCCUGUAUGUUUGGCUGGGAAAUUACAUAUCAUCCACGGCUUGUAUUAUAAACGCUGCAUCAUCAAAACGUAAAAUUUUCUUUGUUAGGGAUAGAAAGAAUAUUCGCUUUAAUUUACACAAGAACCUCAUCUGUGCUUUCUUGUUCAGAGUUGUAACGUUUUUCGUAGAUCAUUAUGGAGAUCUUAUUCGGGCUGAUCGGGUAAGUUUCUGUAUGGCUCUUAUAAUUCAGUCCGUUACUUGUAUCCUGUUUAUGACUGUGUAUGGUAAGAAAGAACACAUGUCAUAUUUAACCUAGCAUGCAGGCAAAAGAAAAUGGAGAAGACGAAGACACAGUGUCUCUGAUCAAAUACGAGGGCCAUGAAUAAACUGUUCGCAGGCUACUGAUCAAAUCGAUUGCGAAUCUCAUGAAUAUCUCAUGCACUUCCAUACUUGAUUAGGUUUGGAAUCUGAACUUCGCAUGUUGUUGGUUAUUUGUAAAAAAUAUUUUAAUAAACAUGUACAAUAGCUAUUUAUAGCCUGCAAAUGUGCAUUUAUAGUCGUGCCAGAGGAGUUCCUCUGAACAAUUCCUCAACAAUUUGAUAAGUUCCUUAAAAAGUUCCUAACUUCCUGUUUCAUUGACCAAUCAGAUUGCUCAAAAAUAAAAUAUAAAAUUUGAUUGGUCAAUGAAACAGGAAGUUAGGAACUUUUUAGCAAGAGUGGGUUGACUACAAAAUUUUUGUAGUUCGCUAUAACUACAGCUACUUCAAAAAUAUGUAGUCAGCUACAACUACUGCUACUUUUGAACAAAGGUAGUUCGCUACUGACUACAGCUACUGCUUAAAAAAUGUAGCGAACUAUUUCGCUAUUUCGCUACUCUAUAUUUUUUAGUUUUACGGUAUUUGGAGCAUCCACCAGCUCAGGCUGUAAUAUAACCUACAACAAAUCGACUUACGAGUAGCAACAGUAAACAAAAAGGUCAAAGCAACAUUUUUAUAAGCACUACAGUGUUCAGGAGUGCCACUUUUCAUUGCGCUAAAAUAAUCUUUACUGUAUAUAAUAUAAUCUUUUAAGCAAACCUUGUCUUAAUAUCAUUCUAUUCUAUUAACGGUUACUAACAUAUUUUAAAAAGUAGCGAAUAGCGAUUCGCUGUUUGAAAAGUAGAUAUCAACUACUUGGCUACUUUUAGGCAAAAUGUAGUUCGCUAUAACUACAACUACUGUUUUAAAAAAGUAGUCAAAAACUACUGGCUACUUGAAAAUUGUAGUUCGCUACAGUAGCGAACUACAACUACUUCGCUACUACCCACCCUUGCUUUUUAGGGAACUUUUGAGGAAUCGUUCAGAGGUGUUCCUUCAAGUUAGGAAAUGAACUGGUCAACAUUUUUCGGAACGCUUCUAUUGGCACGACUGUAGUACUACAGCAUUUUCUAAACCGGUUUGUCAUGGUUUUUUUUGCGAAUAGCUAAUCACAUGCGAUGUUCAGGUUCUGAACCUAUUAAUCAAGUAAGGAAGUGAGAUUCGCAAGCGAUUUGACCAGAGGCUCGUAGUCUUGCCGUUUCUUUGCCUCGCCGUUCUUUAAAACUAUAAAAGCCUCGCGAACUAUCAAGUGGAUUUUAUGCUGAGGCAUACGAUGGCCCAGAAGGGCCAUGACUGUAAACACUCGCCGGUUUUUUUUCAAUACCAUUACACUCGUCGUUUUUUCCCCUUCAAAAUUACACUCGCCGUUUUUUUCUUCAAAAUUACACGCGACGCUUUUUCAAUGCAAUAAUUGCACUCGCCGUUUUUUUAGAGUUACGUUUUAAACUGAGGGUUUCACUUCGGAUGAAGAUGGGAGCGAUCAUAUAAGAUUAGUGUGUUUCAUCAAAAUAAAAAAUCAUGUAAAUACAGUACAAAAUUUCAUUUUCAGUCGGUUAUGAAUAUAAUGAUUAAUGCACUGUUUUCUUUUGUGUUUUCCAAACUAAACAAAAUCUUUCUGUAUUUCAGCGUUGCUAUAUAUAUAUCCCAGUGCCACAUGGAAGAAGUUAUUUCGCUGACUUCAGAAUGACACUUUUUUCAGUUAGGUUAGGGACAGGAUUAGGGUUAGAGUUGGUGUCAGGGCUGUACGCAGGAUUUUUUCACCAGGGGGCAGUAGGCCUAAAAAGGCCUAUGCCGAAAAAGUCCCAAAUAUCCAAAGAAUAAUUAAUAUGACAUUCUAAAAAUCGUAAAUAUAAUUUUCUCUGGGGGGCAGUUGCCCCUGCCCCCCCCCGCAUGUGUAUGGCCCUGGUUGGUGUUUGGAAUAGGGUUAGUGUUAGUAAAACCGUUGCUUUGUUACGUUUUGUCACUCUGAGGCCAGCGAAAUAACCUCUUCACAUAUUGCCGUAGCACAUGUACAACCGCCAUUUCUUGUUGAUUUUGUUGACUUGUUGUAUCACUGCAGGCGUAUAUACGACAUGGCAAGACACAGUUUAUAUGUGAAGAAGUGCAACAAGGAAAAUAAAUAUACGACCCUGGCAAACUCACACAAAGCUUUUGUUUAUAUAGUUUGGAAACACAAAAGAAAACAAUGCAUUAUAAUUUAUAUUCAUAAUUAACCGACUGAAAAGUGAAAUUUUGUACUGUAUUUACAUGAUUUUUUGUUUUGACUAGUGAAACACACUAACCUUAUGAUUGCUCCCAUCUUCAUCCGAAGUGAAACCCUCAGUUUAAAACGUAACUCGAAACACUGAAAAAACGUCGCGUGUAAUUAUUGCAUUGAAAAAAACGUCGCGUGUAAUUAUUGCAUUGAAAAAACGUCGCGUGUAAUUAUUGCAUUGAAAAAAACGUCGCGUGUAAUUAUUGCAUUGAAAAAACGUCGCGUGUAAUUAUUGCAUUGAAAAAACGGCGAGUGUAAUUUUGAAGGGAAAAAAACGACGAGUGUAAUGGUAGAAAAAAAAACGGCGAGUGUUUACAGUCAUGGCCCUUCUCGGCCAUCAUAGAGGUAGCUAAUGAGGAUUUGUAAAUUAAUCGAUAUUGAAACGGCUAUAUAAAAGUUGCAUGGAACCAGGGUAGUUUUUUGGUUGAUCAGAGUUUUUAACUUGCUCUUUUUCGGGCGAGUUGCAUGGCAAUGACGCAUCUGCAUGCUUGAAUUGCUGUUUACAACUUCUACAAACAUAAUAGCAAUUUGUAAACGUUGGUUUAUUUAAAACAUUAAAAACAUCUAUUAUUUAGUUUUUAAAAUUACACGGUUUACGGAGUUGUUUCACAUUGUUAAGAACCUUUCUAACUGUUUUGUCUAGACGAUCUGUAACGCCUUCUGGGUACUAAACCGAUUUUUCGCAAUAUCGGAAGUGACGUGGAUGUUGAAUGAAGCUAUAUUUUUAUUGAAGCUUUUAUUCCGUACUUUUGAUGCCAAGUCGUAUUUCUGGGGAUUCUUUGCAUUUGGAUGGGGUAAGAAAGUUAUAUUUGAUGCACUUAUUAUACUCUAUAACCUAAAGAAUGAUCGAAAAUAUGGGUGAUAAUAGCCUCCUUCACAGGAAACUCGUAAGAAUUGAAACGAAUUAAACGGAAGAAUUGCGGGCGGUCAUUUAGUGGUAUGACCACAGAAUGGAGUAUAUUCUGUGGUGGUAACAGGAAGAGGAAUGUAAAAUAUGGCAAUUAUACACUGUAUAGAACGAUCGGUUCACUUAAAAAUUGGUAAUACAUAUUUAACCGCUGCUGUUGUUGACAUAAUUGUGAAUGUAUUCCUAUAUAUCUAUCCGAACCCAUCCUGUUCUGCAUGGUCGAUCGGAGGAAAACGGAGUGUCCAGAGAUGAUUAACCCAUUACUGUUUGAUGGAUUUAUUAAGUCCGAAGCGAAAAUUACGUGGUGAAUGCAUGCAUGGUUGUUUCUCAAACGACUGCACCAGUGAACCUGACAAUAAUAUAAUGUUCUGAAUUGACUUCAAAUUGCCUUAAACGUGUGGACGUUUUAAUAGACAAAGUGCUCAUCACCAUGUAUAGGAUCUAUGUUUAGAUAAGAUUUCCGCUAUUAUCAGAAGAUGUGUAUUUUGCACAUGCACCAUGGGCUAGUGCAGGAUUUGCGACUUUUUUGUCUCAAAUGCGAAAAUAUCCAUAAAAUUAAGAAAGAGUACUUUUUCUUUCAGGAUUUCCUGCCAUUUUGGUGUUUGCUAUCUACAUUCCUGUUAUGGUGUAUUAUUUGGACAAAGAAAUGAAAAUGUACGAAAAUUUGUUGAACGAUUCCAUGCAUUCAUUCUUGUAUGCUUAAUUUUUGCAUGUUCGUUAUUUUCUUUGAAUUAUUGCCGUGUCUUGUUCAUUUUCGGCUGUGCCUUUGGGUCUGACUACUCGCUAGGUUGUAAGUUCAAACAUUCAUUGUUGGGACCGCGUUAAUUUACUAUCAUAAUUGCACAUUUCUAUUGCCUAAGCUUGCAAUGUUUAAUUUAAAGUCUUGCAUUUCAUGCACUAAUAGUAAUGGGCGAGUGGAAUAUGGUGUGGAUGUUGAAAUUAAAUGAAAACACUGUUCUGUUAUUUAAUAGUAAGUUUAGAUUUGACUUCCACUACCGGUACUUUUCUCAAACUAAGUACACAUGUGAUUGGUAAAUCGGGUAAUUAAGCGCACCUGAUUGGUUAAUGGUCCCUUAAUGGCAGUGGAAGUCAAAUUUAAACCUCGCUAAUGUCAACACAGGGUGUGUUUGCCCAAUUCACUUGCGACAGUAGCUCAUGAUACACUAACCACUAUAGAGAGUUUUAGAUUGACGUAUUUUCGUAUUUCCCGCUAACCGCAAACGGCUAAAAAUCACGUGACAGCCACCUUGCCGUCAGGUUACACGUUCGAAGUAGACGUUCUUACGCGAGGGAGGCUGUUUUCAGGUAGGUAGUUUCCCUCAAGGUUUUCAUGCAUUUUUUGUUCUUUUUCUCGCGUUCUGAGAUUUAAAGUUUCACUCUUAUAUAGGCUAAUUUUGUUGCAAAUUUUAUAUAAAAUCUGUUUGUGUCUAAUACCGGCAGAACUUGGAAUAAUAUCAUGACCACGAAACCCUUUCGUUGGCCAAGCAUACAACAUGAUCUUGCAUUGGCUGAGGAGGUUGCAAGCUGCCGACCACGAAAGCCAAUGGAUUGGGAUGCUAUUGCCCACCGAUUAAGUUCACAUUUUGGAAGUUAAAACCGGUUAAAUCUAAAUCGUUUUUAAAAUCCGAACCGCAAACAAACGGGUACGUCGACUACCGGUUUGCGGUUUGCCGUAAUAAUGACUAACGUCAAUCUAAAACUCUCUAAUAAGUGCAUGAUAGCACCCCUUGGCGACUAAAAUCGUCUGGCGUUAGACAGAGUAAAAUAAUAGAGUAGGGCGAUUCAGAGUGCAUUUCCACUUAAAGAGCAAGACUUGCUCUAUGUCUGCCUUUUAAAAGGGUUUUUAUUUAGAUGUUAUAAAGGGAGCGCAAAAAUAACUUUCUCUCGCUCGCUCGCAUUUUGCUCGACCUUAUAACGGUCAAGUAAAGCCCCUAAGAUCCUUAUAACGGUCAAGUAAAAACCCUAAAACCCUAAAAGAGAGGUUUGGAGCAAGUCUAAUGAUAUACUGACGUGUACUUCACAACUAAGGCUGAGGGUUAAUUUUUGGCAACAGAUUAAAACCAGAUGACCAGGAGAAAACCCCUCAAAGCAUAGGAAAGAGCAACCAAACUUUACUUCCAUAAGUUUUCGAGUACAGGGAAGAUACCCAACCUUAGUAAAUCCCCCACACUUAACCUACAGUAGCAGGAUUAACUCGCAAAUUAGAGGCAGCGCGCUAACCGCAUCUGCCACUUUCUAAUGUUGCAUAUCUAUUUUAUUUUCACAGCUGUUGGAAAACAGAAAAAGAUUCAUUAUUCAUGUUCAUACUUUAUGGUCCAAUGACAUUGAUGCUUCUGGUAAAUAUUUAUUUUACAUAUGAACACCGAGCCUGAAGCGACUAAUUGUUUUAGUAUAAUUUUAGUAUUGAAAAUUAAAGGUUUUAUGGGCGUUGUGAAAACCUGGAACGCCGGAAUAUCACGGAAUAUGCCGGAAUAUCACGGAAUAUGGCGGAAUAUCACGGAAUAUCACGACAUUUUCCCGGAAUAUACCGGAACAUCACGAUAUUUUCCGAUGGUAGCCAUGCGACUGUUUAUAAACAUGGACGUCUGACAACAUGUUUAUUUUAUGAACAUAAUUUGCAUAAAUAAUUUACUUCUGUCUGAUUUUCAGGGAGCCAGUCAGAAUGCUCAAAGGCCAUUUUUCAAUACUGAAAUUAUACUAAAGAUUGAUAGUUGUUGGAUUAUAUAUACUAGUUGAAUUGUAGCUCAGUAUAUUAAAACCCCAGUCAAACGAGGAUGAUGGUUCAUUAGAGUUUUAGCUCUCGCUCGCGUUUGACGACUCUCAUGCACUCUCAUCGACUUUCGUGCACUCUCAUCAACUAUCAUCAGCAUUGAACUUGGUUCAAACGCGCACAUAAUAUCGAAAUCGAAUCAACCGUCUCAUGCAACCUUUUUUCUCGUUUGGCCGGGGCAAACUCUCACAGUAAUACCUUAUUAUAGGAAAUUAACGAUUCACUUUAUUAACGCGACAUAAUUAAAUUAACGUGUCAUCUAAUUAACGCGUGUCAUCGAAUUGCUUUCAGGUACUUCUAAAACUGAUUAAAUUAACGCGAAUACGACAGUUUAUGGUUAACAAGUUAAUUUAACUAACGCGAGUCGAAGAAUAUAAACACAACAGCAAACGCUUAAUAUUAUAUACUACCAAUUACAACAGUACGCGAGUAUAGAUAUGUCAAAACUGUAACGUUAAAAGUUAACUGAGUCAUUUAAGCCAAUGCAUAUAAAAUAUAUAGUUCAGCUUAAGGUUCUGCCGACAGUGACACUGUGACAGUGAUAGUGAAGAGGUGGACUGAUGUUUUUGUUUAGAGGUUUAAUAUGAUGUAUUUUGAGUUAAAAGAGUUCGUGUUUAUAUAAAACAAAUCAAGGUCUUUUUAAUUAACGAUAACUAAAAUUUGCAUGCUUGAAAUUAACGAUAACAUAAAUUAACGUUAAAAAUGGCGGACUUCCAGGGGGUGAAUAGGAUGGCGCGUGCAUUUCGAUGGGGAAUCAUUACGAAUGCAUCAACUACAUGACGUGGCGGCGUUACGGGUUUUUGGCAUUGUCGAACCUCUCGGUUCGUAUCUUCUCUGUGGUAUUAUCUUAAUACGCCACCAUAAUACGCCAAAUAUUUCUUUUAGAUCAAUUUUGCGACGCUGAUAUAUGUUAUAUACGUUCUUCUUGAUAAACUACGGACAUCAACUACGUCUGAUCUGCUAAGACUCAAGUAAGUUAUUGUAUAUUUGUUCAAUGUGAACUUAAUUAAGAUGACUUUAUGCAUUGUCGUUAAGUGCAUGGAUAAAUAUUGAAGCUGUCAGAAGUUUAUAGAGGAGCAACUUUGUACCCAGGCUCUUUCUACUACGCGCCUCGCUGGAGGAAAGACCCUGGUCCAGGCUGGUCACGUGUCUCCCAGAUUUUGGGAGAUAACAAAAUUUUUACGUAAGGGUGGGGGACUAAGUUUGUUUUACCGAUCUAGUUGCCGAUAUCAAUUCGACAGGCAAGUUCAGAGUGUGUGUAUUUUAACAAAUGCAUGCCAGUAAUUUAAUGAAUAGCAACAACUUAUGUUGCAAAAUCAAUGGGUGAGAUGUCUUUGUAUAUGUAUUCUUUGUGGAUUGCAUUUGCGACGUCGCUACACAAAAUCUACAUACUGGAGUCUUUCAGUUUCAUAUUGGGAAAACCGCAAAGAAUUACUAGGAAAGGAUUUGUCGAAUACUCAAGUAUAUACGCGCAUUCUUCGAGAAUUCAAAUUUUACACGAAUUGGUUUCCACAACAUGAAAAUAAAUAACCAACAUUAUCGUCUAGCGCCUUUAAUUUGAAAAGCGGAGUUAAUUAAUUUAAUUUAGUAUUGGAUAGCCCGCGCGAAUGCAGCGGCCUCACUUCAGCUGUAUUCACAUUGCGCAAGAUAUUGGGUGACUAACCUAAUUCUCUUCACUGUUUUUUCUGCCUUUCAGGAAAGGUAUAAAGGCUGCUUUAAUUUUGAUGCCUUUACUUGGUGUGAUAUAUUUAAUGAUUCUGUACGUACCUAAAAGUGCACCGAUAUGGUACAAUUACCUUAUAAGAAUACUAUAUCCAAUGCAGGUAAGUUUGAAAAGUGAUUGGGAUUGAUUUGAUCAGUGAUCCAUACUCUCUCAAACAUGAAUUUUAAUUCCUUGCUCAUCUGCAUGUGCUGUCUGAUAUUCUUUAUAUAUUACCAUAUUUGAACACCAUUUAUGCAGAGUGCGUAGGUUGAUCAUUUGUGCCCAUUACAGAGGCGCUAUCAAUUUAAAUUAAGAGAGGUUUCCUGUGGGGGUGUGCGCACGUCAUUACGUUUGAGACUGUUUUCCAUUGGUACAUUAUAUGCAUUAUAUGCAGGCCGAGCGAACAUUUUUGAACAGAGUUCAAGCCUCGCGUGGACGCCAUGAAAGUUGAACUAUACAUAAUCACUUUCUUGGUGUGCACGCGCGAAUAAUUACACACGUAAAGGCCGGUUUCCAUUGCGUCCGCUUUUCUAUACGCAUUGAACAGUUUUCAACUUUCAAAGCGUGCAAGCGCGUCACAAGCGAGCCGCUUGUUGUCACGCCAUGACUUUACGGCACAUGCUCAUAGUGAACUCGACACAUUAUACAACUGCACGCUUAUUUUUUGGAAGCGAUAACAUCAUAACAGUACAACUGUAUCCCUGCUUUUCUCAUGCUUUCUUUCAUUGCCACCAUUUGUUUUUAUUUUCAGCACUUCUGUACACUGUAAAUAUUCCUAUACAAAUUGAGCUUGAUUUGAAAUACAUGCAUGCGGGAUUACAGUCAUGCAUCCUUUUUAAUUAUUAGGGGACUCUGGCUUGUCUUGUUUAUGUCGUAUUUAAUGGAGAAGUGAGACAGGCGAUAAAGACAAGAUGGAAUCGAUGGCUUCAUACAAAGUCGGAAUUCCUGGAAAGAGUAAGAUAUCGUGGUAUUGCUAGAGUAGUUUUCUCAACAACAGAUACUAAUACAACAACAUGUGACCAAAUAACAGAUGUAGAACUUUUACCACACUUGUCACCAAAAGAUUCUUGCACUGUUCAAAACACCAUUUAAUUUAAGUUGUAUAAUGUACGCACUGUUCAAAAACACUAAGUUUCAACGCACUGUUGAACACUAUUUAGGUUUAACGCAGCACUGUUGAAAAAUUUCUUAAAAUUUCUGUGCACUUCUUUUGCAUUCAGUAAUGUCUAACUUAAAUUUUGAUAUACACCAUGGGCAUUUCCAUGCAAUAUUGGACGAGAUAACUGCGUUUCAAAUUUCAGUAAACAUUUUUGGAAGUGUCCAGAAUGUAGGUAAAAACGGCGCGAUCAACGUUACCAUUUUAUCGUAUAAGUAUUAAUUUCAAUGAAGUUCAGGUUGAAUUUGAAAAUGUUUCUCAGAUGGACAUGGCUUGCUCUUUUAUUUUUGUUUCACGAUCUUUGAGAAUGCAAGAAAAUUAACUUAUAAGGCUGUUUUGAUUAAAAGUAUUCUUCUAAAUAUUCGAUGUAAAUAAUGGUAAUCUACCGCGAAAGAAACGACCGUGUUCCUUUAAAAAUAUGUUUCCUUUCACAAAGGACCAAAGAGUUUGCAUUUGUUCAGAGAUUAUUCGGUGAUGCAUGGGCACGUCACUGGCGUAACAUUCCUGCUCCAAGUUCAUGAACGAACAGUGAUGAAAACAUUUGGAAAAUGGGUGUUUUUAUGGCUAAUUCUCGAUACAUCCAAAAAUGUUUACCCAUGAAAGUUUAAUUAAACACAGCAAUAUAUUGCAUAAAAAUGCACACAGUCACGGUAUAUCAAAAUUUAAGUAAGACAUUACUGAAUGCCAAGAACCUUGUUUAGGAACAGCUCUUUUAGUUUUUAAGUUAUAUUUAAUCAAACAGGAGAACUUUUUGCGCAACUGGUAUAUAUGUAUACAUGUGCAUGAUGUAGGCCUAUAUAGAGCUGUGCCCAUGCAUCGGCUCACAUUUAUUUAGUAAUCGGUAAAUGUCAUAAAUCGACGUGAAUCAUCGCAUGUUGACGUCAGCAAAAUCGUAUUUUUCAAUCGAUUUGCAGCAAAAAAAAUAUUGGUAGUUGGACACUGUUCAUGCAACGAGAUCUCGAGUGCAUGCGUAAACUGUUAAAAAUCUGUAGGCGCUGAUGCGCAUACAGAAUAGUUUCGCGCGCAGAUUAGUAUGCAUCAAGAGCUAGGCAGACAAGAGCACAAAGUAGCUAAAUUAAAACAAUUGUUAUAAAUUAGUACUGUCCAUACUUUUAAAUCAUCUUUGUAUUUCUCAUUGUAUAAAAGACCGAGCUUUCAGUCGACAUAUCCAUCUUUUCGAUCUCGGCUACAAAUUACAACCUCUCUAAUUCGACAACUGAUUUAUUGUGCCGACGGACACGGCACCCCCGCACUCCCCCCCCCCCCCAGGGGUCUGUGAGUUUAAUGUUGAUGGGCUAUAAUAGUCUUUUAUCAAAGACCAAAACGAUAUAAAAUAAAACACGAUUCCUUGCCAUUUGUGAUUUGUAAUGAUAUUGCAAGAAUCAACAGAUUUUUUAAUAGAGUUAUCAAUGGGGUUUUAUUUAAUAUUUUGUGAUUUUUAAGUCAAAAUCGGUUUCGUAAAGCCACUGUAUAUAUAUAUAUACAGUGGCUUUACAGAUUAGUAUGCAUCAAGAGCUAGGCAGACAAGAGCACAAAGUAGCUAAAUUAAAACAAUUGUUAUAAAUGACACCCUACGGCCUACAGAUAUACGUGUGCUAAAAUAUCUAAAAUAUGGAAUAUAGUAGCCUAAUUGUCGUUUGAAUCAAUAAGUCACCGGGUGCGGUCUAUAAUGACAAAAGUUUCAAGAAAAGUUCCACUAAACGAUUAUGUUACAGUUUUGUGAAGGGGAUUAUCCCGGCGAUAUUUAUUUACAAAUUUCGAGCUGAUUUAGCAAGUUUGGGUUACUUGCAGCAGGGGUCGUGCAUGGGUUGCACUUUAAAGUAUACAUAACUACACAAUAAAUUAGUAGAAAAAUGGUCGAAUCUAUUAUCGAUUAUAAUUGAUUAUAAUAGAUGAUAAUCGAUAAUCCGCGAAUCACACGAAGAACGAAUGACGACAAUUCUAGUAUUUGCCGAUUUGAAUUAAGGAAUACCAGAUUGCAUUUAAUUGUUGUUCGUGUGAUUUGUGACUGUAAAUCGAUUUCAUACACCAUGCAUGCAUAUAUAGUUCAUUUAAUAAAUGCAAUGAAUGGUUAAAAACCAGGUAUUUAGGUCAAUAUACCUUGUCCUUAACUUAACUAUACUGUUGAUCAGAAAAAUCGUAAAUGCAUGAGUAAUUGAGACCAUUCUUUCAUAGUUCAUAGAAUAAUAAUUUCAUAGAAUAGUUAACACACCGAUAGGAUCGGCGGAACAUUCGUAUGAAAGUUUAGAAUCUAAUUAUAUUAAUAAUAUAUAUAUAUAUAUAAAUUCACCAAGUAAGAUAUUCGGGGAUGUCAUUAAUUCAUUAAAUGUAUUGUAGAUAUAUUUUAGAUUUUUCGUUUUCAUACUUCGUUUAAGCAUUAUCGUAUAAUUAUAUCUGCAUGGAUUUUUUUUUUACGCUUUUUGCAUAUUCAGACUUUAUGGAAGUGUACGAGACUGCACCUAUUUAACUCUUAUAGCUUUUACGCCUAUUUUCCGGCUUUAACGCCUUUUUAAAGAGGCGAGAGAAAAAUACGGCGAGAAGGAAAGAGUGCGAGAAAAAGUCAGUGUCGAGGCUAGUUGUCCGCCUCGACUUCUGCGAAAAAUUAACUCAAUAUGAAACCAAACAUAUAAAUAUGAAUCGUUUGCGGAGGAGGAAGCUGUAUAUAUACAUAUUAUUGUAAAUACCAUUGUAUACAUAACAUUUAAAAUAUUAAUAUAAACUUUAGAACAUUUGAACCAUUAUAGUUUGUGUUUCUCUUUUCUUUGCAAACUGCUGCUUGAAACGAUGUAGCUACAUAUGCAUUUAAAACAAACUGUAAUAUUAUGACAAAUCAAUUAAUAUUGCUGAAACCUUAUAGGGUUUGCAUUUUUGCAAUACACUUGCGUACAUCAUGCAUAACUGGAUUCCAGUCUCAUCCUACAUGAGCGCGAUCUGCCAGCUUCAAAACGACGUGAAGGCUGCUGUUGUUCCAGAUUUCCAGAGAGAGCAACUUGCUUUAGUUUGCCAUGGUUUGGGAUUUAGUUGUGCAAAUGAUUUUUAAAUUCAGCUGCAAAAUCUGCGCAAUCUUGUAUUGCCUGUAAAUAUUGACGCAACUAUUUCAGUAAGCCUUUUCAAGAUCCGUUAUAAGAGCUAAACGAAGGACUAGAAAGUCGACACCAAGGUGAACACACCAAACCUGUGGAGUACUGGCUCGGCAGAGUAAUGGCGUGUUCAGAAUAACAUCGUACGAGACCUAACCCUUACUGUUGUAUAUACCCUUACUCUGAUUUUACUCAAAUCCUAACCCUAACCUUUGCAUAGAUGCUAUCAAUGUAGAACGAUGUGUGUUUAUCCUUGACUCGUUGCUCAGGGUAUAGCAAACUCCCUGAUCCUAUAAGGGUCGGAUCCCAAGGGCAGCAGCCGUAACAGCUCCUAUACUUCUUGAAGACAACUCAAACGUCCAACCAUAAAGUAUUGCUGAGGAUUCAUUAGAGAAUAGAGAACACCUAUAUUUAUACAGUACGAAUUAAUAAUAUGUCGAAAAAUUGCAACCACGCAACAAAUAUUCAUUCUGAUUCUCAAGCCGAUUCUUCUUAUUUAUUAAUUGUACUGCUUAGGGUGAGAUGAUCUAAUUGUCGUGGGUGUUUUUUAAAAAAGUUGAACGGUAAUUCACAAACACAUAUGGGUUAAUAGUAGUGCUAACGAGUUUAGCAACAGGCCUCGGAAGCAGGGGCGGAGCGAAGACUAUCUUUUGGGGAGGUGCAAGACAACUUUUUGCCGACAAAAGGGCGUAGCUAGCGCGUGGUUAGGGCGUAGUCAAAACGAACCGUAUUAAUUUUUAAGUGAUGUACAACGAUGAACUCCGAGUAGUAAGAUAAUCUGUUUUUAAAACAGGUGAAAUAGUUCCUUAAUUAAAAUACAUGGUAUAAAUGUCAAAAAAGCCACAUCCAAUCGUCAUCAAACGACCGAUUACAAACUAAACACGCCAGUUUCUCUCUCUUCCGUUUGCGUUUUUGCUUGCUACUGUCCAUACUUUUAAAUCAUCUUUGUAUUUCUCAUUGUAUAAAAGACCGAGCUUUCAGUCGACAUAUCCAUCUUUUCGAUCUCGGCUACAAAUUACAACCUCUCUAAUUCGACAACUGAUUUAUUGUGCCGACGGACACGGCACCCCCGCACUCCCCCCCCCCCCCAGGGGUCUGUGAGUUUAAUGUUGAUGGGCUAUAAUAGUCUUUUAUCAAAGACCAAAACGAUAUAAAAUAAAACACGAUUCCUUGCCAUUUGUGAUUUGUAAUGAUAUUGCAAGAAUCAACAGAUUUUUUAAUAGAGUUAUCAAUGGGGUUUUAUUUAAUAUUUUGUGAUUUUUAAGUCAAAAUCGGUUUCGUAAAGCCACUGUAUAUAUAUAUAUAUAUAUAUAUAUAUAUAUAUAUAUAUAUAUAUAUAUAUAUAUAUAUAUAUAUAUAUAUAUAUAUAUAUAUAUAUAUAUACUAUAUACUAUAUACUAAAAAAUAAAGUUUAGUGCGGUCUUAUUUUGAAGAAACUUUAGCCGAUGUUUCGUGCGAACAUCCCCCCGGGAAAGAACGCUGACAGGGAAAUUAGACCGCGGAGAAUUAAAAGACCCGCGACAAAUACCUGCGACUUGGGUUAAUAACCCGCGGAAAAACCCCGCGACCCGCGAAAAAACCCCGAGACAAUUAGAUAUUUAGAUUAUCUCGCUUAGAGUAGCAAUAUUGUGAACUAAUUAAUGUACUUCUUUCAGCAAAUCAUUAUUAUAAAGUCGGGAAAAAAGAGAGCUUUAUGCACAGUGUGUUUAUGACAGUGUCUUGUGCACUGAAAUGUUUCCCCUCUGUAAAGAUUUUGUAAUAAUUAAUAAAUUUGUAAUAAAUAAAUAAAACACAUUUUCAAGCAUAUUAUCGUGAAACGACCAGAAAAAUAUAAAAACAGCAUACCUUUUUCAUUGUCCUUUCAGUAGAAAAGGGUUUAUUAAAUCAAAACAGAUUAAUUUAUAUGUGUUUUUGAUCGGCAAAGCAAGUGAAAAUGAACUUGUCGUUGUGGCGGAAGCAACUGAAUUUGUCAAAGCCAAAACGUCAGACCUAUAAACUUUUUAUUAUAAUGCUUUUAGUUGUUACCACAUUCAUGAAAAAAGCAUGUACAUUUUUACUGAAACUAUAUGUCUUUUUGUGUGUUUCUUUGCCAUUUUGAUACACAACCGCACUGAUCUCAAAUUAGUUCGCAUGCAACACUGGAAUUUUAAUCAAUUUAAUUUUACAUCUGCUAAAAAAUAAACACGUUAUUUACCGGCAGCGUCGGUCCGCGGAUGAGAAAAGCUGUGCCCUCGGGAACAGUUUUUCUCAUCCAGACCUCGCAGCCAGUAAAUAACCUCCCUGGUCUCUUUCGCUAAAUAAUGGAGUCUCUGUUCUCACCGCACGUGAGCAAUAAAAAUCGCAAAGCUUCAUGCAAUAUCACACGGUGCACGUGCAUCAAUACAUGUCUUGUUAUGUUCGUGUGAACAACAUAGAAAGCUAAUCACAAUGUUCCAAGACAUAACAUAUUGAACCAAUGGGGAAAAGUUUGAUAUAAGCCAAAUAACAUGUUUGUAAGACAACAACAACAUGACUGCAUAUGACAUUUCAAACAGUCUUUUCUACCAAAGUAAUUCAAUUUUGAAAUCUACUACUAUACUAGCUCGUAUACACACAUCUGUGCACAAGUUAGAAAUCUACAGGCAUGAAUACUUUCUUCUGUGCAUUCUAUAUUCCACGACUUUCAAGCCGUUUUUUAGGCAAGGAUAAAUAUCACCUCUCAUCAUUAUAGGGUUUAUCGAUGACUUGUUAUCCCAAGUCUCCUUUCAAAAAUCAGCGAGUGACUAAAAUACUCGUACGUUACCCAUGGUGACCCGGGUGCACUGUGGGAAAAACAGUCCUUAAGAGUAUCAUACGAUUAAUAGUAGCAUUAAUAGUUAAUACAUUUGCAAUUUACGCAAGUGGCAGCUAAAGAAAUAUCGUAAAUGAACACAUACAUAAUAUGUAGAUGAAUUUUGGCGUCAAAACGCUGCGAUAAUUCACAAAGCAACCGACACCUGAAUUCCAAUUAAGUUUAAUUGCACGGUACAUACACGGUAAUAGGCCGCAAACCCUGCCAGCAGCAAAUGAAUAACUAUUCAGCAUUUAACUACUAGCAGUAAAACACAUUCAUGGUUGAUAUGUUAUAGAUGUUACAUCACGUAUUCACGUUAGGACUUGCAUAAAAAAUACCUGUUGGUUACACACCCCGCACUUAUCAGCAUUCAGCUGAUAUUCAACGACGUUAUUUGAUCAUAAAACACUUACUUUUCGAAGAAUUUUGCAUCGUCACUGUACAAUUUUUACAACAUAUGCCGCACGUGGGGAUUAUGUUGUCAAAUCCUAGGCUUUUAGGAAUUAGGAGAUAUUGUAUACAAUUUUGAUUGAGAUAAAAUUGAGACGGAAACCCGAGAGACCUUUGGUUCGAUUACCGGUUAUGACAACGCAACACUACUUGGACAGACACAGUUUACAAUUUCUACACUGCUGACGAGAACAAACAGCAGUUAAGGUGGCUCCAUACAGUUAUUGUAUAAAAAAAGUGCUAACAUAAGACGCGCCACGCAAGAACCACGCAGUCGUCGCGAGUCAAUGCAAACAAACACGCGUUUGUCGGGUGAUAAACUUCACACAUAGGUAAAUAUUAAUCAUGUCGAAUCGAAAUUUGUCACCUCAAGGAGCGACCGCGCGAGAAAAAAAUCAAAAUUUAAGUGUUUCGCUUGGGUGAUUUUAUUUAAAAUGUUGUAAAAUGAAUGAACAUAACUACAAGAGCAUAUUAAUUACAUUUUCAAAGAAUUUCUCAAAACAGUGAAUUAUGUGGCAAAGAUCUGCCUUGAUAACCUAUAUAUUAACCUUAUUCCAUAUCACAUAUGUUUAAUUACCCAUCGAGGCCCUAAUGUUUAAUGGGCUAUUCCAUUUAAUAUCCCACUUGUCGAGGAUCCCUGGAAUUUUUCAGGGUUUUGAGCUUGGAAUUCGUCAGGGGGAAAGGGUUUUGAGCUUGGAAUUAUUCAGGGGUAACGGGUUUUGAGCUUGGAAUUCUUCAGGGGUAAAGAGGUUUACAAUUGAAAUUUUUCAGAGCUUGGAAUUCUUCAGGGGUAAAGGGUUUUGAGCUUGGAAUUCGUCAUGGAUGGGAGAAGGGUUUUGAGCGUGGAAUUCUUCAGGGGUAAGGAGUUUUGAACUUGGAAUUUUGGAAUUCUUCAAGGGUAAAAGAUUUUGAGCUUGGAGUUCUUCAAAGGUAUACCUAUGAAAAACAAGUAUCCUCGACAGGGGGGAGCGGAUAUUAAAUGGAAUAAUCCAAUGCUUGAAGCAAACUCAAAUUAUUCAAUCUCAAAAAGAAGCGUUGAACGUCAUUGUUACCAUGACAAAGUAAUGUGCAUGUUUCCCUUUCGUUGAGUCAUGUCUCCACAAUUAUAUUUAUAACGUCAUACACGCAAUUAAUCAUGACCACAUAGUUACUUAUACGGUUGUUAGCACUAUAGGGAGCCACCUUUAGCGUCGUUAGUAAUCAGAAGCAGACAAAUAGACAAUACAUGCAUCAGUAUACAUUUUAUCAACCAAACAAUCAUCAGUUCCUCAGUCGGUUUGAAUUGCUGAGGCAUGGACAUACAUAUCCAGAAUCCAUCUUAUUCUUUAUGCAGCGAUCCACGAAGCCAUUGAGUUACAUUACCUUGCAGGGUUUUUACGACUGAAAAUGUAUAACUGUCACAGAUAUUUAUUUAAAAAGGUUAUAGAGUAUAGUACAACCUGUUAUAUAACAUGGCCAGAAAUAGAUGUCGCAAAAAUGGCAUGAACUAUCACUUAAAGUAAAUAUAAACAAAAUAAUUAAAAGGGUACAAUUAAUAUAAUGCACUAAAAUUUGAGAGAGGAUACAAUUAGGAUGUUUUACAGUGCUGGAAGCAGAGACGUGCCGACCGAAUGUCUUGGGGGGGGGGGGCUGAAUUCAAACGUUUGGGGCCCCUUCCUUUUGGGGCCCCCGAAAAAAAAAUUUCCGGAAAAUGUUGGGGGGGGGGGGUAUAAGUUUUCCUGAAAAUAAAAGGUCCAAAAAAUAUUUUCCUAACCUUGUCUGGAUAAAAGGGGAUUAAAAAUACGAUCUUCAGAAUUUUUCGACCUCAAUUUUUCACAAUAUUCCCAAAUAUUUAGCACGUUCAGCAAUUCCAGAGAAAUUCCUUCCGAAGAAAUUGGGCCCGAUCUAAAUCUGUCUAUUAUCAGGGGGUGAAUGCCUAUGAAACGCGCACUGGCUAUAGGACCAUGGCGUCAGCAUUUUGAUGACGAAUUACGGUUACGCCAAAAUCAUUGGAAAAUCAUAGGAAAAACCAAGAAGUCUGUGACAAUAUGCUCGUGUUUAAUAUUGAAGACUUACCUUGCCAAUACAUUCCAGAUACUUCCGAUAGCCAUUUAUUGAUUCUAAUUUCCAGGGCCUAUCAGAGGGGGGGGGCAGAGGGGGCAAUUAGCACCGAGCCCCCAGUGUGAGGGGGCCCCCAAAUUUGGGAAAAAAACAAUGUGGAACGUUUUUUGAUAUAAAUAAUGGUUGAGAAAAAUUUUCUAAACCUAAGGGACCGGUCAUUCUUUAUGGUGGGGGAUGGCACCGAAGAGAAAUGUUUUUCGUAGCAAAAAUUUUGCUGACCCAACCAUUAAAAAGACAAAAAAUUGAUUACCCAACCUCAAAUAUAAAUUGAAAAAUAAUUACCCACCCCUGGCCAAAAACUUUACAAAAGGAUACCAUUCAGUUGUCACACAUGUCUUGUACCACUUCUAUGACAUGAGUUUGAUAACGGCUUGUGAAAUUUUCUGCAGUCUAAAGUUUCAUGUUGUCUGCACAUGCACUUUCUUUGGAAACACCAUUUGUUUUGUCAAAAUGAUCAAGAGAUAGUGACUCUGAUUGAUUCACGUAUUGUAUUGACAAAUGACUGUUGACAUUGCUUUUCAGUCUCCAAUAUUUCAGUGAGUCAUGCUUUGGAAAUGACAAUAAAUUUUUAUUACCCAACCCUUGAGUUGUUUUGUUUUUCAUUUACCCAACCUUUUACUUACUCAAAAUUUUGAUUACACAACCUUUUUCUCUCCGGUGCCACCCCACCCCGCCAUAAAUAAUGACGGGUUCCUAAAUUUUGCAGAUUUAUCUGUAAAAAAAUUUUUGACCCUUAACUUAACUGAUGUUAGUCCGGAAAAAUUUUAUUGACCCUUUUUUUUAAUGUCCGGAAAAAAUUUUUUUGACCUUUUUUUAAAUGUUCGGAAAAAUUUUUACCCCUCCCCCCCCAAAAAAAAAAUUUACCCCCGCUCGCCAACAUUUUUUGGAAAAAUAGGGCCCUCGAAAAAAAUAUUUGCCCUGGGUCCCCGAAUUUCUCUGAUAGCCCUGCUAAUUUUGUACAAAAAUUAUUAUUGAAAUUGCACUUUUAAACUAACUUAGGGUCGCACACGCCUCUCACAUACUCACUGAAGAACUCCACGUUAAUUAAAACCUCUUAAAUUACCUUGGUUGAAUAUGGCACAUAAAAACAAUUAACGAUGUUUCACUAUUUUUUUAGUUUUAACUACAUACAUGCAGUACAAGUCAGUGAUCUUCGUAUAUGUAGAAACAUUGUUUAUAUUCUUCAUUCUAGAAAAUGAAAAACUCUGCCAAAAGGAAUUAGUAAAUAUAGCAAUAAAAUAAACAGAUAAUUACGUCUAAACAUAAAAGGAAAUUAGUGAAUUGAUUCUUUAAGAUUCUUGUACAAAGAUGAAUAUUUUCAGUUGCAAUAAGAUGGAGGGACAUUGUCAAUUUUUCAAACAUACUUUAUGACAUACUAAAUAUACAGGGACUGUAUAUAAAAGUAAUUAAUGCAUGUUCACACAGACUGGACGUGUUGUAUCCAACAAUGCAAGAUAAGCGAAAAUUCAUUCCAACUAACGGACUUUAGUAUAAUUACAUAGGUGAUUAUUGAAAAUUCUCCACGCUGAUUGGUUGCCGUUGAGGUGAUUAUUACGCGAUAAUCACCUAAGCGGUUUUCAAAAUGGCGGCCGAAGCCGUUUUGUCAAUUAAAUGACGAAGAAAUGUGUAUUUUUUAUUUUUUUCCAAAUAAUCACCUAUGAAAUUAUACUAAAACAAUUAUUCACCUCGCCUUCGGCGAAUAAUUGUUAAAUAACGGGCAUAAUUAUAGAUAAUAUUACGCAUAUUAUAGAUUAUAUUACGAAUGUUCAAAAAGUGAGGGGGAUGCGUUUCCCUCGCCCCCAGAAUUGAAUAGAUGCUCUUGUUUAAUUAAACAGGUCUUACAAAAAUACCCGUUUAUAUUGAGCUAACCUUCCAAUUUUCUUCCAAUUUUCUUCAAUGCAUUCGACACACUCCAUUGCCACGUGCAUGAGCUCUAUAUGUUUAGUUCAAAUGACUGUUAGUAUUCUAUACUAUAACAUCUAAAUUGAAAUAUCCUUCAUCACACAACGAUGAACACCAUCUGUUCUUGUAUGACACAACUUUAAUUUUUGUUUUUGCAAACAGAAUGCAACGUCGACUGCACACAAAUUUAAUGAGAGUGCAUAAUGGCGGCCAAAAUAUGUUUUUGCAUUUCAUAACCCCAGUGCGGCGAUAUAAGGGAGGCUGACAACACUUACCUUACUUAUAUAACGGGAAAACAUAGUAGACAUAGGCGUUGAUGGUACAUGAUGAUAAACUUAGAUACUGUAAUCCGAGUAGUGAUGAGUCAGCUGUCAGUAAAAAAUGGACUCAAGACCACUAGGCACUAGUACGUACCCAUUAGUUGAGGUUGGCGCAAUAAUUUGCGAAAUAUCUUAUAUAACCGAGGCGUAGGACACGAUAAUCACGGUUACUUUCAUCCAAUACUUACUUGAUUUAUUUUUUUGCGUGAAAAGCAAAUACACAUGCCUCUAUAUAAGUCCGUAUGAAACACAAGAUAUACACAUCUACUAUAGACACAGACAAAUAAUUAUUUGACAAAUAAUUAUUUUUCAUAUAUGAAGGUCAAAUAAUUAUACCGAGUUCAGUUCAGAUGAUUAUGAAUAUCGUUUUAUUCAUCAACUAUAUACUUACGCGAGAUGUGCGUAAGAUAAGAUUACACACCUUCAUUUAUGCAGAGUAGUCCUACAUCAGCGACAGAAAUGUUACUGCUAUCAACAGGAGCUUUGAUAUAUAAAAUACAUAUGUUCAUUUAAGUAUUAUACAACAAUUUAUAAAAAAGUAAAAGUUCUACAGUAGAAGUUCAAUUUAAAAUUUAAAAAGCUAAAAUUCUCUAUCGAUCUAAAAGUCAUUGAGAUGUAAAAGGAUGUCUUAUAGUCCUAAUUAAUGCCUUCAUUUGUGGUUUCAUUAAAGUAUAGAUGUGGAAGUACAAUAUUAAAAAUCUCAUCGUUAACAACACGUUUCAACAAUGUUCCCUAUAUAGUUUAGACGUCAGUAUCAAGCAGUUGUCAUUAAUUAUAAGGGACAGCAGCGGUCGUUUCUUUUAAAUAAUGUAUUUAAAACGUGGUUAAUGUUGUAUAUUUAACAUAAGCAUGCCGAGCUCUCUUGAUAUGGAAAACAAUAUAAGUCAAAAUACCUUAACUUUAGUACAGAAAGAAAUUCGACCAAGCAAUUUAUCUACACAGGAAAGAUGAAAAUUGUUAACAACCAUACAAUAAAUAAUUUCGACAUUUCCCUUCAUUGUCAACCAAGUAUGACUUAUAUGAUUCAUUCUAAACAUCUUUCUAUCUGAAAGGAUAACGUUUUUGUUAUUAGGUGUAUUUACAAUUGCCUCAAUAACAUAGUCUGACGUUAAAGGAUAUGAAGCUGCAAAAACGAUAUACCUACUGUUCGCUAUUCAAUAUACAAAUGUGAUUCACGAAAUGUGAUGCGAUUCCUUCAUUGACAAAGGUGAAUGUCAGUGAUCAGGUCUCCAUGUGAAUAUUUGUUUGUAUCUUUACUAAAACAUAGAGAAACCCAUAUUGUUUUAUCAUGUUCUUAUAUCGUAAACUGAAAGCGUCAUUACGUCAACUUUCGCAGGAUGGCGAAAAGUUCCAGUGAGAGAUUGGAUCCAAAAUGAAACAUUAAUUAUCGACAUGUUCUAGCUUUUGCUAUCUUAGAACACAUCAUAUUACCAUAUAAGGUCAAACAGUUAUAAUUUGCUACCCAGAAUUACAAACACUUGUACGUCUAUUGGAUAAUUGUUUUGAAUAGAAUGGAUGGUAGAUGGAAUAGAAGAAGAGGAAAAGAGUUUGGAUUUGAAGUAAAGAGUGUCAGUUAAGGAUCAAGAAGACAGUAUACGUAAAUUCAAUGUGCAUGCAUGCAUGGUACAUAUAUAUAAUACUUGGUGUAAUGACAAAUAUUGCAAAUCAAGGAAAGGGAAUAUAAAAACAAAGAGGGCAGGAAUUGCUAAAAUAAAGACGAUCACAAAAAAUGACAAAAUAAAGACGAUCCUAGACUUAGAUUACUAUGAACACUAGCCUAAUAUUUGUUUACAAAUUUUAAGAUGUUUUAAGACAUCAGCAUUUGUUAUUCAAAUUGUAAGAGAGGCUGGAAGAAUACACGAUAACAGGCAGCGAUAACAGAAAAUGAUUCGCUGAGGCAGUUUAGGAAAGGGAGCCAGAUUAUCUUGAAUUUAUUCAAAUUUGGCUUUAAAAAAGCAUAGCAUAUAGUCUCAGAAGGAGCUGCCGCAUAAUAACCUUAGCUAACACUGUAACAGUUACCUACCUGCAGGCUACAGCUACAAAAUGUAUAGGUUCAUAAUCGCGUGUAUAAUUUUAAAAGUAUAUUGAAACAAAAUGUAUUUUAUGACAAAAUUGUAUAGUUUCUACCGCCCUGAUUAAUUUUGAUAAAAUAAUAUAGGCUCACUGAAUUUACUUAUAGCCUACUGUACUUGUAAUUCGGUAUAUAAUGGCUCAUUAUUAGGCUACCUUUAUACCCUUUCCUUAGUUAUAAACGUAGGCCUAGAGCUAAUGGCAAAGUAUCUCAAGCAUUUCUAUUAACAAAAUUAAAUAACAUGUCUAAAUAAAUGCAUGCAGUGUGAUGGUUCCACAUACUCAUACAGAUUUUCAACUAAAAUGCUGUUUGGGACUUUGUUGUAUACGUCAAUUCACAUAUAGACUGAACACAACCCUGAAGAAGCUGAACAGAGCGGGAAAAAUAUAGUCACUAUUACCAACUCUUGCAUGUCAGCCAAAUCCGUUAUACACUUUGAGAAAAUAUGUUGACAGUUAAAUCGCGGUUGUAAGGGCAAAACGUAAAAGUUGUGUUUUAGUUUAAAUAAGUAUACUAGAAUCUCUAGUUUAGAAUCUCUUACACGACAUCAAUGAUAAGAGCUAUACGAAUCAGAAUUUAUAUGUACUGAAGCAAACUGAAAUAAACAUACUACUAUUUUAUAGUAACAUAUAUAAGACGUUAGUCAUGUUAUAAUUGAGUAACACACGUCUUUAUAGAGAAAACGUACCUUAUAUUAAAUGGAUUAUCAUUUGUAAACUUUGUUCGUGAUGCCGGUUGGUUUAAACUGCAGCUGCUCUCGAAUAUUAUGUUUUUUGUUUAGUCGAUUCUGAUACCAAGUGUUCAUGAAUAUGUAAUAACGCGCUUCCGACCAAACGAUAAUGAAAAUUGAAGUUAUUAUAUCUUGAUCAAGGAUUAUGGGAGACAAAACAUGGCUGUCCAGAUGUUUAACGGGAACGUUCCUUGCAUGUUGUUUAAGGUACAAACGAGUGAACAAACUUAUAGAAAUACAGAAAGUUUAUAAAUUGUAUAGUGUAUACGUAUAUGAAACAACCGCACGUUACACGUAUUAAACCCCUGCAGAGACUGCCAUGCAGUGCGUCGUAAACUAUACAGUUUUUACAACUGUCGAUCGGAAUAUAUUCAUUGUUUCCUCCAUUUUUAUUUACAUUCACUCUGCAUGUUCAUUAAUAUGUGCAAAUAUAAUUACCAAACGGGAACACAAGCUGUCCUUCGGCCCAAUAUUUCCCUCACUAGAUAUGACUGUCUCAAACCCUGGAGUAUUUCUAAAGUGGUGCAUUGUAUAUACCUUUAGAUAGAAAACAUAUUUCUUGAUUCAAAAGUGGUUAUCUUGAUUAACGCGAUGGAAAUAGACAUGUUUUAUCUUGUAAUUCAUGCAAGUUGGAAAAACAUCUGCUCCUCCGUCUGAUAACAAAUUUGUUUCAAAUUUACUUCGUCUUCGAAUCUUGUAAUGUUAACCGCACACUGAAACCACCGCCGGUUAAACUGUAAUGUUGUAAAGUUAGUAAAUUAACUAAAAGUACUGCACAUAGUACCAUAGCUUUUUAUAGUUUUGAUCAACCAUUGCCAAAGUGCAAUUGUUUUGUUUUCUGGACAAAAUAAGUUACUAUCGAUUUGAUAUUGCAUUUUUGAUGAUCCUAUCUCCUAUAAAAUUUGGCUUCAUACAUUCUUAUGUUGACAAGAUGUAUAGAAUUAAGUUAAAGAUCUAGACGAAUGCGUAAUUGUGCACUGUCAUGGACCACUAUCAACUGCAAUUACAACAAUAUAACCGUCUACUGCUACAACAAUCCGGCUACUGCAACAACCACAACAAAAAUUAAUAGAAAAGAACAAUAGCAAUAGGGCCAUUUAUACGAUAGACUAUUUUAUCUUUACCACAAUUGUGAUAAUACUUUCUUAACUGUGUUUAUCCUAACCCACCCUGUCAACUUUCCACAUUGUGGGAGGAAACCCGAGCACCCGGAGAAAACCCACGACUUUCGGCAGAGCGUGGGUCUAUGCAUGGGUCUAUGCGAGCACUAUGAGUCCGUAGUGAGAAUCGAACCCACGAAUUUCGAAUGUACUAAUGUGUUGCAUGUUUUUACAAAUAUGCUAACUUUAAUGAUUAUUUAUUUUUAGAGACGUGAAGUAGCAAACUUCCUAAAUGGCGAGGUUGUGGACGGUCAGCGGGUCAACGAUGCAGGAGUUUCAAAACAAAAAACUGUGGUGCAGUCAGAUUCACGUGGCUUCACUUCCAGUCAUCUUAAAAAAGAACUUACAUACGAUAAAGCUCGCAAUAAACUGAAACAAAAUAUUUCACCAACAACACCAGUGUCAUCUGAUGGUGGAGAUCAAGAAAGACCACUUUUUCCUACAGAAAAUCAUAGACGAUAGCAUGAAUUAGACAUAAAAUUAAUCUAUACCGAAGUCUCGAAGAUGAAAUGGCGACCUUAAUUCUUAAACCAUUGUGAAUGGUAUCAAUAUUGAAGCGAAACUAUGGCAAAACAAUACAAAACAUAAACGCGACAGCAACAUGUACAUGCAUGCAUGCAACGGAGAAUUAUUUCUAGCUAUCGUCAGAGGUUAAAGCAUGACGUCACCGUAAGGUUGUCGACCUUAUGCAUGAUUGAACGUCACAAUUUUGGAGAAUAUUAUAUACUGGCCACAGAAACCACAGACAUUGCAGGGGAUUUAAUAUUAAAAACAUUAAUUCUUUCCCCAAAGGCAAAGAAUAUAAUUUAUAUACUGGAAAUAAUGCAUGUUUCUGAAUUUGUUGGGAAUCAUUUUGGCUUUCUGCAUGGGAUCGAAGCAAAUUAAAUGUGUUUUCCUACCAACGGCAACGGUAUCAAGGGUGGGCAAAAGGAAAAACAUUCGAGGGUACAUCAAAAUUUUAAAAUGUUUCCGCAACAAUUCAAAUCCAUAUUGCUUCAGACCAAUAUACUCCUUGCAUGUAUAUGUAAAUGACAAGAUGUUCGCAUUUGUCUCGUUUUAUUGUUCUAGUAUAGCAUGCAUAUAUUGGUAGAUAGUAUUUCUAUUUUGUAACUAUUGUUUUUUCACUGAGGAAAUCGUCAACUGCUCAGUAUAGGUUUCGAGUGCAAUUUGAAUAAAACUGCAUGAGUGAGUUUUUCAAAGAGCAUCAAAAUAACACGAGUCCGAAGGACGAAUGCUAUUUGAAACGAGUGCUUGUUUAAUCCAAAUUUCACGAGAAACCAUCC
Messenger RNA from Paramuricea clavata, 33765 nucleotides. The record is from the annotation of a GenBank genome assembly. NCBI's taxonomy places the organism in Eukaryota, Metazoa, Cnidaria, Anthozoa, Malacalcyonacea, Plexauridae.